UGAAUUUACGAGUCGCUAAAAUGUCAUAUUUCAAAGGGUCGUAGAAGCAACGUAUUAAAGUCGGAUAAACGUCGGUCUACAGUCGUUGAAAGGACGUGAAACGAGCUUUAUUUUGAUACCAAACAUGGCCGUAUGCGUUUAGAAAGAUGCUUUGUACACAACUGUAAUGUUUAACGUUUUAUAGAUAAACUGCGAUAUAGCAGACAAAGCAAGAUUUAACCCUUGGUCUAUUUUCUUUACAACACGCCAUCAGUAGAUUCCUUAUGCAAAAAGGACAAGCCCUGGUGUUCAUCUGUUGUGCCUUCGUUUCGGUUUUCCAAUUUAGUCGCACAAUUGUUUGUAAUUUGAAAUCUACAUACCCUGUCUGGCGGCUGUUGAUUGCCAUGCCACGUUUUAAGAUCGGCGACCUGUCCAAAGAGAGAAAGCGACUGAAGGAGAAAGUUGUCAUGGAAAACCGCAGUUUAGAUGCACUUCAUGAUGAACUUUCUAAGUUGACAACUGAGAAGGAAAAGAAGAGAAAAGAGCUAUGUAAUAUGAAAGCGAAACACAGAAGGCUGGACCUCAAGGUUGGUUGUUUUAAUGUCAACGCAUGUAAUUUUAACCCGAUGAUUUGCUUAAUUGCUUUGGGAAUUUCUGCAUGUUCGUUUAUAAAAAACUCCAGAAAAUAGCUUCUAUUCAACCAGGCCAGAUUUCAUAAAAUAUCUCGAUGUUUAUAACAAGCUGUUGGGAAGAUCGCUUUGUGGUAUUUUGUUAACCUGGGGCUAAGGUCACCAGCUUUUGAACAGCAGGCCCCAGAUGUUACCUUUGAGUCACAUUGCUCCCAAUGCGCCCUAGUUUAUCAUUUUACUCUGUCUAACGCCAGAUGAUUUUACUCGUCAAGGGGAGAGUGCUGGCAUUUAAACAAUAAAGUUGAUAUUAAUUUUUUUCUGUGUUGGUGUUGUGUACUCAGGUGAAUAAUAUGUUUGCGAUGUUACUCUGAGUGCAUAUCCACACCGGGCGAUCUUGGGCUAGUAUUCCAAAGGUCGUAAGGUUCGAAUCCCACCGUGGGCGGGCAUAUUUUUCAAGCUCGCCCGGUGUGGAUAUGCACUCAGAGUAACAUCGCAAACAUAUUAUUCACCUGAGUACACAACACCAACACAGAAAAAAUCAUAUUACUAGAACACAUUGGUAUUGAAGGAACUAGAUACUGUUCCGAAAUAUCACUUACUCGAACCGUCCUGACCGCGUAGCUCAGUUGGAAGAGCAUUGGGCUAGUAUUCCAAAGGUCGUAGGUUCGAAUCCCACCGUGGCCGGGCAUAUUUUUCAAGCUCGCCCGGUGUGGAUAUGCACUCAGAGUAACAUCGCAAACAUAUUAUUCACCUGAGUACACAACACCAACACAGAAAAAAAUUCAUAUUGCUAGAACACAUUGGUAUUGAAGGAACUAGAUACUGUUCCGAAAUAUCACUUACUCGAACCGUCCUGACCGCGUAGCUCAGUUGAAAGAGCAUUGGGCUAGUAUUCCAAAGGUCGUAGGUUCGAAUCCCACCGUGGCCAGGCAUAUAUUUCAAGCUCGCCCGGUGUGGAUAUGCACUCAGAGUAACAUCGCAAACAUAAUAAAGUUGAUAUUUUGAAUAAUUAUGUUAAUUGUUACUUAUGCUUUCUUCCUGCCUUGCUUUUUGUAUAUAAGAUCGACAAGAUAGUUAAAGAAGUUGAGGACUUACAAGACAUAGAAAAAGAGCUAGUUCAGCCUCAGACAUCAGGUAGUUCCAGAAACUCGGUGUAGUAUUCAGUGUAGUGUUCAGUGUAGUGUUCAUGCAGGGUCUAAGAUUUGCAGUAUCCUAAACUGCACGAGAUACUAAAAUAUGGCUUUGGGUGCCAAACUGGGGAUUACCUGUAUCUGGAUACUUCAAAAUUUCAGAUAUUAGGACUGUUAUGUCCCUUAUAGCCACCAGUCAGCUUGUGAAUGCAACAAGUUUUCUGGUUUGACAAAAUAUAUUGUAGUUUAUUAAAAGAUCAUUUGCAUUUUAAUGUAUUAUUGAUGCCAUUUACUGACUUCAAAAUGCAUUUCAGCCAAUAACUUUAGAAAAUACAUGUCAAACUGCACUCUGAAUAUAAAAGCAACUUGUGUGCUUGUGUGAUUACAGUUAUUAUUUAGAUGGGUCAGUAAAUACCGCUUAUGGUAACCUGUAUCCAGUGGGAUUCUGGAAUCUCGGGGAUUCCAAAACUGUGAACCCUGGUAUCCUAGUUGCAUACUGAGAAAAAAUUUCAAUUUCAGACCUGGAUGAUAGUGCAGGGAAAAGAAAGUGGAGGACUCCUACAUUUCUAGUCAAUGGAAAGAAUGGAUUAAGUCCUUCGUUAGCCAGGCAGAGAAGAAAACGAACAUUUGAAGCAGCCAGGACUAUUCAUGGUGGAAAGGACAAAUUAUCGGUUCCAACAUCGAUAGGUUUGCUAGACACAGCAAUGGUAAAGACUUCUAAAGAUAUUUUAGUUGAUGUCAUGUCUUCUAGCAAAAAGUUCAAGCGCUCAGUCAUGCCCAGAGUGUAUAAGAAAUUGUUAAAUUCUUAUGAGUCGUCGGAAGAGAAUUUAAUUAGGAGCAUAGCUGUGUAUUAUAGUGGCGGUAUUGUGGGGAAAAAGAAGUACCGUAAAAUAUAUAAAGAUAGUUGCUAUCGAUUAAAGGGCAAGGGAGGAAAAUCUGUUCGGUUAAACAUAAUCAAUAAUUGCCCUUUACCUAGGCUUGUACCCUAUAAUCGCUUAAUGCCCUACAUCAAGUCAAUUCCUUUGGGAACUAUUUAUAGCACUUAUGACACAUUGUGUGAUGGGUUGGAUGAUGAUGAUAAGGUUCGUGGGUGCUAUCGUAGGCUGAACGAGAUGUUAGUGAAGUUAGCUGAGUUUUAUCUCUCCGGAUGUAGUGGGCAUUCGAUAACAUGGUUUACAGAACCAUACACAUUUUUUGUUUCCUUGGGAGGUGAUGGUGCCCCCUUUGGAAAGUAUGACACAGCCUGUGCAUGGCUUGUGGGCUUUCUGAAUAUUGGUAGGGGGAUAUUAAGUAGUAAUGAAAACUACUUGCUCUUUGGAGCAAACUGCAGUGAGAAUUGCAUUGUUGUCCAAAGGUUUAUUAAAAUUCUUUUGGCUGACAUUUGCCAGAUUGAAAAAAAUGAUAAUAUCACCUGUUGUCAUAAUGGCAAGCAAGUCAGUGUUAAAUUUCGCAUUGGUGAACUCCCCAAUGACAUGAAAAUGUUAUCAUUUUUAGGGGGAGAACUCAGCAAUAGUGCAAAAUUUUUCUCAUCCUUUGCAAAUGUGUCCAAUGACAAUGCUAAUGAUGUUUGUGGGACAUUUGGAAGGGAAGGGAAGAACAAAUGGAAGCCUUGGAAGUACUCAGAGAGAUUGAAAGUUGUUAAAAGUGUUGAGCAGUUGAAGCAGAAGCUUUCAAAACAAAUUCUUUCUGAUGCCACUAAGAGAUCCAAAGUUACAAGCUUUAUUGCUGGAAAGAGUAGCAGGCAAGAAUUUGAACCUCUUUUAGGGAAAAUUGUUGACAGAGCUCAUGUUGAGCCUUUGCACCUGAAAAAUAAUGCUUGUGCCCUUGCGCAUCGGUAUCUACUGGGCGAAGUUAUGAUGCUUUCCCAUUUGCCAGAUUCUGUUAAAGUAUUUUCCCAAAUUCCUGACAAAUCUCCCAUAGCUAGAUUUGUUAUGGUAAUGAAAACCAAAUGCCACCUAUCUCGUCUUGCGAACCGAAUUGUAAAGUGGUUCAAUGAUACAAGAGGUGAUGGAAAGCCAUUUGAUUACCGCUUUACUGGAAAGGAUUCCAGGGGAUUUUUGCAUAAUUUCAUGUACUUGAUUGAUGUUGUAGAGCCACUUGCAAAGAAAGGCUCCCGACAAGAAUUGGUUUUUCAUGCCCUGUCACAUCUUUGCCUGACUUUACGUAAGUGUGUUUCCCUUUUUAGUCGCAUUCAUAUCACCAGCAAUGAAAUUGUUGAGCUCAAGCAUCACUGUAAGACUUACAUAGCACUUAACAAUCUUUUCUUUCGCCAUCACCCAACUGCUUGGACUUUGGGUCAUGUUGUGCCUGUCCAUACACAGGAAAUGAAAACAAAGUAUGGAAUGGGGCUUGGCUUGAACUCCAUGGAAGGAAGAGAAGCCAAGCACAUUUCUAUUUCCCGAUAUUGUGGGAACACUAAUUACCACAGCAGGUGGGAACAGGUCUUUUUACAUGAGUAUGUGUCCUUAAUCUGGCUCCGUGAAAGGGGCUAUAACACCACAAAACCUAUCACCUCAAGUGUUCUGGUUUAUGAGCCUAAACGUAUUAAGGAACCUGGCUUUUGUAAUUGUGGGCUGGAGAAAGAAGAACAGUCUUCUGGAUGCAAGUACUGCAUUCAUCCAUUAAGGGCUGAUAUUGUUAAAAGGGUUGAAAAAGCAUGUAAGUGAGUGUUGAUGGAGAUUGGUAUGUCUUGUCUAUGCAAUGUUUGGGCAAUUGGGCAAAGGGAUACAAACCUGUUUCACUUUUCAACAAUAUUCUAAAAAUAUCUAGCC
Molecule: messenger RNA, 4509 nt
Organism: Paramuricea clavata
Lineage: Eukaryota; Metazoa; Cnidaria; Anthozoa; Malacalcyonacea; Plexauridae
Source: the annotation of a GenBank genome assembly